AUGAAGAGACUUGGCAGCUCAGAUUCUUCCCCUCCUCUCAUCACAAUUUGUCCUUCAACAGAGGAACACAGUCCGAGGAACAGCCAUCACAUGUAUGGUAGGGAGUUCCAAUCGAUGCUUGACGGACUCGACGAGGAAGGGUGCGUUGAAGAAGCGGGGCAUCAAUCUGAGAAGAAGCGUAGACUAAGUGUGGAUCAAGUCAAGGCUUUGGAGAAGAACUUCGAGGUUGAAAACAAGCUUGAACCUGAAAGAAAGGUGAAGCUUGCCCAAGAACUCGGGUUGCAACCUAGACAAGUGGCCGUUUGGUUCCAAAACCGUCGAGCUAGGUGGAAAACCAAACAAUUGGAAAGAGAUUAUGGUGUUCUUAAAGCCAACUAUGAUGCUCUUAAGCUCAACUACGACACCAUCAAUCAGAACAACGAAGCGCUACGGAAACAGAUUAAGGAAUUGAAAUCAAGAUUGGAAGAAGGGAACACCGAAAGCGGAUAUUCCGUGAAGGAGGAGAUAACGAUGAUGCCGGAGACAGAAGAGAAAACGACGGAACAACAAAGUAAGAGCGACCCAUCAUGCGAAACCUCGGUUCCAGGUUCGGAGUCGGAGGAUCAGUUGAACUACGAGUGUUUCAACAACGGUGUCGGAGCGGCUUCGCUCUUGCAAGUGGACUUCAAAGACGGUUCUUCCGACAGCGACUCGAGCGCGAUCUUGAACGAAGACAACAACAACAACAACAGCAACAGUCCCAAGACUCAGCAUCUGUUACUCUCUCCCGAGUCCUCUCCGUUGAAGUUCAACUGCUCGGUGUCGACGGCGCCGCCACAAGCUCCGGUGAACUAUUUUCAGUUCCAGAAAACGUAUCAGGCGCAGUACGUGAAGAUGGAGGAGCACAAUUUCUUGAGCGCGGACGAGGCCUGCAAUUUCUUCUCCGACGAACAAGCGCCGACGCUGCAGUGGUACUGUCCAGAGCAGUGGAGCUAACUGAGGGAGAAAAGGGAACCGCUAUAUUGAACGGUUGUGUUCGUGUUCAACGCAGAAAGGCGCUGUGAAACGGUGCGUUGCGAGUGUGCAGAGAAGCCAAGAGUUGCGAAAGAAUGGAUCUGCAUGGCGUUGGCGUGGGGUCGGAGAUGACGAUUGAUUGCGGGUAAUUAUGACUCUCGCCCGUGUGGCAUGGAGUUAUAUCAUAUAUUAAUAUUAUAUGAAUAAUUACUAUUAUUCAAUCAUAAAGCAAAACUAUGCUGUAAAAAUUAAAUUAAAUUCCAAUUAUAAUAACCAUGUAGUACUACUUUUUAUGGAAGAGGAAAUGAUAAAAUAAAAAUAAAAUUCGGUUAAA
Messenger RNA from Cajanus cajan (pigeon pea), 1327 nucleotides. NCBI's taxonomy places the organism in Eukaryota, Viridiplantae, Streptophyta, Magnoliopsida, Fabales, Fabaceae. The record is from RefSeq and is a predicted model, not a curated record.